CACGCACACAGCUGAGGGCAUUGAUGUGAGCGCUUUCAGUUUUUUACGCGCACUUCUUCCCCCUCAUCUCGCACCCUCACACACGGAGCACCUAAUCCACCUUCGCACCUUUUGUUUUUACAGCGCGUCUCUUUUCUUUUUCCUUUUUUUCCCUCCCCUCCUGCAAACUUUUUCCUCCGUCUCUUAAUGAAUGAUUCUGUGUAGCUGUAAAACUUCCAAAGCGAACCCGGAUUGCUCUUCUACGCGACCUCACCUCCGCACAUCUCCGCUCAAGUUCAAACCCCAGCAGGACUUCAGGCGCACUUGGAGUAAAACCCACCCGGCGAGGAAAAACCUGAUCCUGUGCGCAGCCACGGCCGAAGCGAGCGUCACCAUGAGUCUGAAAGCUGACUCUGAGCCCAACAACAACGUCUCCAUCGAGGAGGAGGUUCGAACUCUGUUUGUCAGCGGUCUACCAGUUGACAUCAAACCACGGGAACUUUAUCUUCUUUUCAGACCUUUUAAGGGUUAUGAAGGGUCACUGAUUAAGUUAACAUCAAAACAGCCUGUCGGGUUUGUAACUUUCGACAGUCGCUCUGGAGCUGAAGCUGCAAAAAAUGCUCUAAAUGGUAUCCGUUUUGAUCCCGAAAGCCCCCAGACCCUGCGCUUAGAGUUUGCUAAAGCCAACACGAAGAUGGCAAAGAGUAAGCUGAUGGCCACACCGAACCCCACAAAUAUCCACCCUGCUCUAGGAGCACACUUCAUUGCACGGGACCCAUAUGAUCUGACAGGGGCGGCAUUGAUCCCAGCAUCACCAGAUGCCUGGACUCCGUACCCCCUGUACACCACAGAGCUGACCCCAGGCCUCCCCCACGCGGCCUUCACCUACCCGGCGGCUGCUGCUGCCGCUGCAGCCCUCCACGCCCAGGUGAGGGAGCAACCGAUGCGCUGGUACCCUACCCCUUCUGAGACUUCCCAGCCUGGAUGGAAGUCCCGGCAGUUUUGUUAAAUAUUUAGCCUCUGGGAACCACACCUUUAUCCACCUGAAGUGAGGUUUGCCAUGCCCUUGUUAACUUAAACAAGUUUAUUUAAUGGACAGAUGUGCAUUGUUAUAAACAGUAUUUAUCUCCUUCCAGUUGUCUCUGGGGGGAGUUGGAGUUAAAACAAUCUUGCUGUCGACAAUCUGAACUUAACCUUGGCAACUACUGCGGUACCAUUAGCACUUCAGAUUAAAACUGAAUUCAUACAAACCCCAUGGAUCCUGCCUGCUGAGGAAAACUGAAGUCACUGUUUAAUAUUUCCAUGGGUUGCCGCUGCUCCUAGGAGGUUUAGAGGCGUUAAGUCAUUGCAUGUUAGUCUUUUUGGCAUGAAUAUAGAGCGCAGAUUUCUGUGUAUCCUAAUUUUCUUAGUGUUUGUGUUGCCAUUUGGCCUAGACAGCAAAAUGUUUUGUUUCUUCCUGUAGCUCCUUUGUCUUUAACCUCUGUGCAAGUUUGGCUGUUGUGUAAAUGGCUUAUCUUGCAUGGACCCUGUGAAUGCAUCCCUUCGUUUGAACAAUCCCAGGCCUCUUUAUCAGUGUAUGUCAUUAUUUGAGCAAAGGAGUGCAAAUGUUGUACUUUUUGCGUAAUGUAUAUUUAUGCAUUUUUGUGCAACUAAAUAAUGAACCUAUAUAAGUUGGAUGUUUAGUCGUCUCUUGUGUUUGGUGUUAAUUUUCGAUCCUGUAUCCUGUUAAAGUAGUUUUAAAGAAAAAGUGCAAUUUGUUUAAAGGGGACGUUGGAAUUCUAGCCAUUCUGCUAAAAAGAGAUUGUUUUACAGCAAUCUUUCAGAAUGUGAAACUGGACUACAAAUGUAUAGGGUUGCUUUUUUUGGUGGGAGGGUAGGGAUUUUGAAAUGGGUAGCAGGAUUAGACUGAAAGAAUUUAGUUUGUGGUUUAGAAAAUGUUUGUCCUUGUAUCUGCUGUGCAUAAGAUGUUAAACACCCAUCUUAUGAAUAAAAUAA
Cyprinodon variegatus (sheepshead minnow) is the source of this 1974-nucleotide messenger RNA. Its product is annotated as RNA-binding protein with multiple splicing. Gene Ontology annotation, biological process: negative regulation of smooth muscle cell differentiation. The coding region runs from base 191 to 988 and encodes 265 amino acids. The transcript has 8 exons. Gene Ontology annotation, molecular function: protein homodimerization activity; mRNA binding. NCBI's taxonomy places the organism in Eukaryota, Metazoa, Chordata, Actinopteri, Cyprinodontiformes, Cyprinodontidae. The record is from RefSeq and is a predicted model, not a curated record.